AUGAUUGCUACGCUCUCACACCUCAAGCAUGUCACGCUCUCACAGGUCAACCUUGCCAAGCUCUCACAUCUCAAGCUUGCCACUCUCUCACAGCUCAUGCUUGCCAGGCUCUCACAGCUCAUGCUUGCCACUCUCUCACAGCUCAAGCUUGCCAAGCUCUCACAGCUCAAGCUUGCCACUCUCUCACAGCUCAUGCUUGCCAGGCUCUCACAGCUCAAGCUUGCCAGGCUCUCACAGCUCAAGCUUGCCAGGCUCUCACAGCUCAAGCUUGCCAGGCUCUCACAGCUCAAGCUUGCCAGGCUCUCACAGCUCAAGCUUGCCACGCUCUCACAGCUCAAGCUUGCCAGGCUCUCACAACUCAAGCUUGCCAGGCUCUCACAGCUCAAGCUUGCCACGCUCUCACAGCUCAAGCUUGCCAGGCUCUCACAACUCAAGCUUGCCAAGCUCUCACAGCUCAAGCUUGCCACGCUGGACAAGCAUGAUCACAAUCUCGAGGGUCGGGGGAGGGUGAACACGUUGCGCCGCGCUCGUCAAUAA
This is a messenger RNA of Procambarus clarkii (red swamp crayfish), 537 nucleotides long. The record is from RefSeq and is a predicted model, not a curated record. Lineage: Eukaryota; Metazoa; Arthropoda; Malacostraca; Decapoda; Cambaridae.